This is a messenger RNA of Hemiscyllium ocellatum (epaulette shark), 2280 nucleotides long. Its product is annotated as E3 ubiquitin-protein ligase RNF8-like. The transcript is spliced from 7 exons. Gene Ontology annotation, molecular function: histone binding; ubiquitin protein ligase activity. Gene Ontology annotation, biological process: ubiquitin-dependent protein catabolic process; protein K48-linked ubiquitination; double-strand break repair. Gene Ontology annotation, cellular component: nucleus; ubiquitin ligase complex; site of double-strand break. Lineage: Eukaryota; Metazoa; Chordata; Chondrichthyes; Orectolobiformes; Hemiscylliidae. The record is from RefSeq and is a predicted model, not a curated record. The coding region runs from base 74 to 1966 and encodes 630 amino acids.
CGGCUGGCGGUGCUGGAGGAGUGAUCGAUCCGGUCGGUGAUCGGCUGGCGGUGCUGGAGGAGUGAUCGGGAAGAUGGCGGGGAGAUGGAUCCUGGAGAGAGUCGGAUCCGAGAGAGAGAGCGUCAGAGUCGACAGUGAGGUGACAAUGGGCCGUGGACUCGGUGUGACUCACCGGAUUGUGGCCAGGAGCUGCCCCCUGAUGGUUUCCCGCAAUCACUGCACCUUUCGUAUCACUUCAGAGGGUCACUGCCUCGUCAUUGACAACCAGAGCCUGAACGGAGUGUGGGUGAAUGGGGAGCGGAUCGAACCCCAGCAACCUCACCGACUGAGUGAGGGCGAUGUGAUACAGCUCGGCGUGCCGUUACGUGAGAAAGAACGGGCAGAGUAUGAGUAUCGACUAACCCAGAGAGACCGGGAACAGGAAGAGGCUGGUGCCAGGGGUACAGACCGAGCCAAGGCCAGUGCCAGAGUGAAACGCAAACACAGCCGUGACCAUGUGGAGCCACAGGAUACAGACGGAACCCAGUGUUACACCAACAAGAUACAGCGACUCUGUCAGUCAAACACAUCAGACAUGGGCACCAGCCAAGACACACAGAGACUCACAGCGGGUACAGACCCUGGCACCAGCCGAGACAGACAGAGACUCACAGCGGGUACAGACCCUGGCACCAGCCGAGACACACAGAGACUCACAGCGGGUACAGACCCUGGCACCAGCCGAGACAGACAGAGACUCACAGCGGGUACAGACCCUGGCACCAGCCGAGACAGACAGAGACUCACAGCGGGUACAGACCCAGGCACCAGCCGAGACGGACAGAGACUCACAGCGGGUACAGACCCUGGCACCAGCCGAGACAGACAGAGACUCACAGCGGGUACAGACCCUGGCACCAGCCGAGACAGACAGAGACUCACAGCGGGUACAGACCCUGGCACCAGCCGAGACAGACAGAGACUCACAGCGGGUACAGACCCUGGCACCAGCCGAGACAGACAGAGACUCACAGCGGGUACAGACCCUGGGCCCACACGAGACAGACAGAGACUCACAGCGGGUACAGACCCUGGCACCAGCCGAGACAGACAGAGACUCACAGCGGGUACAGACCCUGGCACCAGCCGAGACAGACAGAGACUCACAGCGGGUACAGACCCUGGGCCCACACGAGACAGACAGAGACUCACAGCGGGUACAGACCCUGGGCCCAGCAUGAUGCGAAAGACUUGUAUCCAAUCGUGCCCUUCUGGGACACUGAGAGCAAUCCCAGGGGUACAGGCAGAUGCACUGUCAGUACCUGGGGAAAGCGACAGUCACGUUGAAGAGCUGGCUGCCAGUGUUGAGGGGCUACAAGAGCUGCAGGGAAAGCUGCCCAAAUCCCUGCCCACUGAGCAGCAGGAGCGAAAGGAGCUGAAGGCUGCCCUCAGCAGACAGAGGAAGGAGUUGGAGGACAUAAUUCAAGCCAAAGACAGAGAACUGCAGGAGAGGAAGGUGAAGGUUCACAGGGACCAAGCAGCUGCCCAACUGACCGAUGUCCUGGAGAAUGAGCUGCAGUGUAUCAUCUGCUCUGAGCACUUCAUUGAGGCUGUCACUCUGAACUGCUCCCACAGUUUUUGCUGUCACUGUAUCCUGGAGUGGAGGAAGAGGAAGGAGGAGUGUCCCAUCUGCAGACAGCCCAUCCACACCCAGAGUCGCUCGGUGGUUCUCGAUAACUGUAUCGAACGUAUGCUGGAGAAUCUGACUGAGGCGAUGAGAGAGCGCAGGAAACAACUCCUCCGAGAGCGGAAAGCAUUGAAGACGAAGCCUGUCUCUGUGCCAGACAGUGAAAGCAGUAGUUGCGAUGAUCUGACUUCCCUCCAGUCGGUCAGUACCUUGGACAGUUCGGAGCUGGCGGGAGACAGUGAGGAGGGUGACACGGACGACAACCCCCCCAGUUUAUUACAGCAUCUGACACAUUCCUAGGACACUCUCAACAUAGCAUCGGGGCCCCUGGGGACAGGGAGAUGAGCUGGGGUCUACUGGGGUCAGGGAGGUGAGCUGGGGUCCAGUCCGGGGACAGGGAGGUGAGCUGGGGGUCUACUGGGGUCAGGGAGGUGAGCUAGAGUCUACUGGGGUCAGGGAGGUGAACUGGGGUCCAGUCCGGGGACAGGGAGGUGAGCUGGGGGUCUACUGGGGACAGGAAGGUGAACUGGGGUCCAGUCUGGUAACAGGGAGAUGAGCUGGGGGUCUACUGGGGUCAGGGAGGUGAGCUGGGGUCCAGUCCGGGGACAGGGAGA